Molecule: messenger RNA, 5495 nt
Organism: Microstroma glucosiphilum
Lineage: Eukaryota; Fungi; Basidiomycota; Exobasidiomycetes; Microstromatales; Microstromataceae
Exons: 1
Coding region: 488-5356 (1622 amino acids)
Source: RefSeq, a predicted model, not a curated record
UACGGCCUGCCCCUCGCAGCCGCCUCCGCCUCCAUCCCUGCCGUUGCCGUUACCUGUGCCGCGUCCCCGACCGCACCCCAAUCACCAUCCUCGUUCCCAACACCUUUCAUCUUCGGCGCCAUCCCCCGAUCCGCAAAUUCGUAUCCUUUGCGACCUCGCCAUCUAUACCGCUACCAAUUACUUGCCGUGACGUCUACCCAGGUGCUGCUGGGCGGCAAUUCAGUCACUCUCAUCUCUCGUUCUCCAUCCCCAUUCUCCCCUCGAACAGAGCUUGCGGACAGCAUAGAGACACUCAUGUGUGCUGCAAGCGCUCACACUUGAGACACGACCACAUAGACGUACAACACACGCUCCCCAUAUACGACCCAGCCUCGCAUCUUCACGACCAGCAAGCCAACCUCUGCCUUUGGGCCAGAGACGCCAUUGGCUCUCUGAGAGCGGCACCGGGUUCAGACAGCUCCUCGACGAGACAGUCGCGUAGGACAACAUGGCCCAACUCAUACAUCCACCUCGGCCCUUGUCGUCGCAGCCGCCUCUGCAGGACCUCAGCCGUACUGAUUCUGGCAGCGGCGUGAGAGCCCAACGUCUGCGUCCUGUAGGGGCAAUCUCGCCUUCCCCUCGUCAGACACAGACGAAUCCACGCAUCUCACAGGGAAGCAAGGGCACACGUGGUACACCGCCUCUGCGCCAUCAUGACUCGUCACCGGAGAUGCUGCUGGCCUCACUCCCCGCGCAUAGGGUUCAGGACCGAAGAUCGACUGCAUUGACUGCGAACCACGACGGCUCUGCUCCUUCAUCCUCGCGGCCAUCGCUGAACCUACUUGACCCCGACACGAUUGUACAGGCUUCCAAUCCAGCCCACCCGGACCAUUACCUCUGGCUACAAAGGAACCGCACCAAUUCUCCCAUCUCUCGUCGCAAGAAGGUGCCUGUUCUCGAUCCAGAUGACCCUGCUCUGACAGACAGUAGUGCAGGACCCUCAUGCGGCGGUCAUUCUGCAGAUGCGAGGGUCAGCCUUCGAGCGCAGCCAUCUGGAGGCAGAUUGGCUCCUUCUCUCCGCGGCACGAUGCUGAGUAGACCAUCGUCGUCAGUUGCUUCACUUGACUCAUCGUCAGACGGGGCUCUAUCAGUGCCCAAUACUCCUCGCACGAGGAGAAAGUCCGGCGACCGCUCCCCGAAUGGAACAGUUGGAUCCUCGUCUGAUGCAAAAGCAGCUGCUCGCAAGAGGCGGCGCGAGAGGCGGGAGAGGAGGGAGAGAAGGGGAGCCAUGGCAACUCCUCCACCUCCUCCGGUACUGCCGCCGAGGGUUAGCAGCACUGCUGCACGGGAAGAGGACAAUCUCGAAGGCCUGCCGCCUCUUGAGAAGGCAGUCUAUCCUCGCUCUGCAGUUUCGCCCAUUCUUCCCCCGCAUCCAGUGCGUACGCUGCCAAUUGGCGGUCGGACCUCUUCCAAUCCCGCUCUUCGAGCUUCGGCGCAAGCGGUGGCAACAUCUCCCGCUCUUCCGCUGCCUGUGAAAGCCGUCAGGCUACUGGGACCGGAGUCAGCGGCGAAUGAGAAUUUCUACCUGGGUGGGAACGAUGGUCUUGGGCGCUGGCCGGCCGAGGAGCCCGAGGAGGUGCCUGAUGUCUCUAGGAGCAGCAAGCAGCGAGGCCGGAGCGCAUCUCUCGACCUGCUGAGAGAGCAUCUAAACUUCUUCCCGCAGAGGGCGACAAGUCAACAGACCAGCAAGCCGUCAGAGAGCAGCGGGCCUUCCCGCAUACGAGCAUCCUUCGAUGCGCUGCGACCCCAUCUUAUGACCUUGACUCGGUCCAAUGGACCGACUUCGGCUCCUGAGGCAGAAGUGGAUUCUGAUGCGUCCGAGACGAUGGUCAUCAAGCAAAAGCCGGAAGGUAAGAUGCGAAAGGGGCUGCGGUCCAUCAAGUCUGUUCUGCGCCUACGCAGUGAGGCCGCCGAAGGCAGCGCCACUGCGGAAUCUUCCAGUCUGAAAUCGCCCACCAGGUUCCCGGUACAGAGCUUCGCGCAAAGUACCCAAUCAUUGGAUGUGCCGCGUCGGUCUUUGCAGCUCCGGAGAGCAAAUACACCCGCAGCGUCUGCUGUCCCCGCGGGCUCGAUCUCUGUUCCUCUGAAUUUCAGAAAGCUCGACGGUUGGAGCAGUACAGAUCAGCGACUCAGCUUCGUGGGCGAAGAGGUUGAUGGCUCACAUCAUGGUCGCGAUAGCGUUGAUUCAGGCAGCAGGACAGCCAUUUCAGCUGCGAUGACACCGAUGCCUCUCGAUGCUACCCCUCCCUCAGUCAGCCCCGGUCUCACGGACCCACGCCGACUUUCGAUUGGGCGGAUCGCGCCACAGCUUCAGACCGUGCCAGAGAUCACACACGACCUGGCUCAGAACUCACCUCGGCGGCAAGGAGACGAGCGGCAUCCUCCGCUUGCGGAAGACAAUCGCCAGUGGCAGAGCGGCGAGCGUGAGCGUAGCUCGACUGAGCCGGUCAAACUCACCGGUAGCGGCUUCUCUAUUCGUCCGACCAAUCGAUUGCGACAGCUGCCCAGCUUCAACAGUCUGCGAGGUGGGCAGACCUCGGCCACUUCUCCUCCCGCGUCAAUUUCGGCUGCCGGAAGCACUGCAAGCUCGCCUCAAUACGAUCCUGCCUCAAUGUCAAGACAGCAGGGGUCGAAUGGAUCAAACGGGUCGAAGGGGCGCAGAGGUCUUUUCACGUCUCUGUGGGGCCGCGGUUCCUCGACGCCAAGCUCAAAGGGCGAACAACAGUCUUGGCCUACGUCUGAGCUAGGAGCGGACUCAUCGGCUGCAAGCUUUGGUUCUACUGCUCCUACCCCAAUCUCUCCUAGCAGUGGUGAGAACAACCUACGCAAUGUCCUGGAGCAGGCAUAUACCAAUUCUUACGGAGCGUGCGAGGUCAGUGAAGGUCAGAUGGGCGGACGUACGAACGGACCCUCCGGAUUCAUCUUCGUCCAGCCUCCUGAGACGACAGAUGCAAUGGGUCUAGGAAUCGCAGGCACUAACAGAUCUGGAGCUCGAGAGCUGUCGGCUGGAAGUCAGGCUCCAGCUGGCCCAUUCUCCAAUCCGAUGCCUGCCUUCGGGUCCAGAUCGACAGAUUCGUCAUCCUCUUUCGCGACGCCAAGUUCGGCAAAGCUAGCGCAGUCGUCUAAUGGCGCCGAGUCGAAUAUUGCUCACGGAACACCGGCUUGUCCGCAGAAGUCACCAAUGCCACAACGAUCGCCAUCUCACGCGACAGCAGCAGAGGAUAGGCCGCUGGAUCUGGCCUUCCUUCAAGCUGAUUACCAGCAUCGCUCGGCGCUGCUGACUGGCGGCGAGGCACAUUCAGCACAAUCGACUAAGCCCCAAGUCGCAAUCGCUACCUCGUACGACAAGGACGCAAAGACGAAGGCCAAGAAGCGAUCGCCCUUCCUCGAGGUAGUGGCGGCGGGCAGGAAGUCCUUUAGCAAAGACAGGGCUCGUCAGUCUUCGAAUCAGCAGCAGAAGCAGGAUCUGGUGGAGCAGGGCGGCGAUUUGCCUACCAUUCACAAGAGUCUGGGUCCCAUGCUACUCAGUGAUGGACAGAGAGGUGGAUCAGGUAUGGCAGCAACGGUGGACAAUGCCCCGACUGCAGAAGACGACGAUGAGCCCUGGGAUGGCAUGGAUGUAGAAGAGGAAGGUGGUCUGCGCUCAAGCACCUCAUCCGGUUUGAGACCGCAUGCUCUCGGCGAAGGAGUGGACAUGAGACGGGGAGCUAGUGCCCCUUCGUGGGACAGUGCCUCUUACCGACAUUCUCCGCCAAGUCCUGCGACCUCGCCAUCUGUCUCGCCUUCUAGUCGACAGCGCGAGAAGACCAACCCAGAGUCAGACCAGCCUCUUUCGGUCGGCUUUGGAGACGACAACGCUGAUACCACUGUAGGGCCAAGCGGAACUGGUAGGAGUGGAGAACCGUCCCUGCUGGUGCAGCCUUCGACGCCUUCGCGAGUGGAUGUCUCGGCGAGAGAUCCAUCGGAGAUUCCCGCUCAGGCAGCUGCUCAGAGCUCUUUGCCACUGGGUCAAGCGAAUGCUGGCUCCUUCGGGGUUCGACGAGCCUCGCUAGGGCGUCAUACCAGCCCUCCUGCCAUUCUGCGAUUGUCUCCUUCCAUGCAAGAGAUCGUUUCCACGCCUCCUCGUCCCAUCAAGAAGGAGUCUGCGAUGUCAUCAAUCGACACUGGAAUGAGCUCGAGUGUGUCCUUCAGGUCUGCCAUGACCAGUCCGCUAAUGACCGGCGCACGCAAGUCGUCCGCGCCGCUGUUCUCCGGGCGCAAGUUCUCCCUUGGCGACGCCAGCGGCUCCCUGCCCGGUUCGGCGAAAAAGAGCGAGCCGAGUCCUAUCGCGGGGCGCACUUCCUUCAGCAUGGAUCGAGAUCGAUCGCCGGUGGCCUCCCCGUACACGAAUCAUGCACCGAUGUCCUCCCCUAGUGGCAAGGGCCUUAGGGGUGCCUUUGCGAAGCUAGGCAUCUCGAGUUCGAUCAACUCAGGCCUCUCUUCUCACGCCAUGAAGAGCAUGGGCAGCACAAUAUCGAACGGCUCGACAGGUAGCUAUGGUGCCAGCCACAUGAAGAAGGGCAUCAGCUCCGAGUCGUACCCUUUCACAGCAUUCAACGAGGAGACUCGGCCAGAGUGGGGACCAUCGCCAUUCGAAGAAUCAAGGACAAGCAACGGCAGGCCUGACAUGCAAUGGUCGCACACCAGUCGCUCUACCAGCAGUGGCAACUUGACUGGCCAUGAUAGCAGCCUGUCUGCAGCGCAGGAGGCCACGCAGAUGCUCCAGGUCGAGACGGAAGCGCUGCAGCCCACUCCCGCUGCGACGCCUUCCACAUUGACCGCUCCCGGAAGGCGCUCCAGUGGGUCUUUGAGCCCGAGCUUCCGAGGGCCUAGCAUGGAUAGUCAGAUGAGCAGGGGCAAUAGUAGUUCGCACGUCCAUCCGUCCCUUCAAGCUGCAAGCAUCUACGGCACAGCCACUACUUCCUCAACUUCUAUGAUGCCUACACGUCCUCCACGCUCUCGACCACUCCCCGGAUCCGAAGGUCGGGGCACAUCCCCUACUACCUCCCACCCACAUCGCCAGGAAGGGACAUCUAGCUCCGCGGGCUCCCACACCGCUCCCACACCCUCACCUCGCGCUCAAGAAUCACACGACGUGACUGCUCUCGAUGCGAUGUUGCGUGCUCAAAAAGCUCGGGAGGAGGAGAUGUUCAAGGGGAUCAUGGCGAGGAAUCGCACUCGCACCCGCACCGAAGAGGCAAGAUGUCAAGGGGCGCACUCCCCCUACCUCCUCUCACCAAACGCUCUGAGUGAUGGACGCUCCAGUGCUUUCCUCUGAUCUUGUUGUAAUCUUGCCGUGCCAUUCCAUUCGUCAAUCGAACUAUACCCAUUUCCCCACACGCGUUCACGGGUCCUUACCUCACCCUUUGCUUUGUUUGUUUGUUGCACCCUUGAACCCCUCGCUAGGCUGUGUUUGC